Drosophila virilis is the source of this 1067-nucleotide messenger RNA. RefSeq lists its product as uncharacterized. The record is from RefSeq and is a predicted model, not a curated record. Lineage: Eukaryota; Metazoa; Arthropoda; Insecta; Diptera; Drosophilidae.
UAUAAAUAUAUACUCUUCAUGAUAUGUUUCGAUACUAAGAGCUCAUAUUUCUAGCCGCCUGCGAAAAUGUGCGCCAAGGAGGCGCUGCGUCCACAGGAUGCGCCCAAUUUGAGUGGCCAGCAGCUCGGCAGCUUGGCGCUCUGGACGCGUCAUCGGGUGUGCAACGAGGACACCAUGGCACACCUAGCGCUCAAAUACGGGACGACAAUCGGGCAAAUUUGUCGCGCUAAUCGCUUGCAUUGGCAGGACAUUCUGCAGACGCGUAGCUACAUUUGGCUACCAGUUCCUGGCAUACAACAGCCAACUCAGGAGCAUGAGAACCAGGCACAGAUAACGCCAGUGAUAACCUUUCCAAAUUAUGGCAGAGUGUUGAUUGUGCCGCCGCAUUUCUAUCGCCAGAGUGCGCCCAAUCUGGAUGACUUUGCCGGCGAGUGCGAUCCGCUGCUGAUCACCACGCGCUGCAUGUGAGGCAAUAACAAUAAAGUACCUGCGUACCUUGCGAGGCAGCACAAUUUAAUUAGCGGCCACAGAUGCAGAUGCUUCGUCCCUGCCCUGCCACCCUUUGUUGCGCUACAUCCUGUCUGGCUCGCUGCCUGCAGCUGCAGACGACGACGAAGACGUCGACGACGACAAAGCAAAAGUGCACAGUUUUAUCAGCCAAGCCAAAUUGUGGGCGGCAUGUUAAUGUUCGUUAAAUGAUUCCCUUUUAGCGCGUCAAACGAAUACUGCGUGAGCUUUGACACGCGUGCGGAGAGAGACUAAAACAGUACCGAGCUCUAACCCGAAAAUAGGUCUGGUUAUCGGAACUACAAAGUGCUAAAAUAUUCUCGAGUCCAAAUUAUGCUGUUGAGCAUGUAUAUGAGGGAAGCAUGAACUUUAAUAUUCUUCUUGAGUUGGUUGACUAAAGAAAUCGAAAUUCAAUUAAGUUGUUUGUGUAAACGUGUUCCUGCUCUUAUAGCUCGAUUUGGGAACCUGGCUUUUUACAUCUAUGAACCCAUAUUUGUGCUGAAGCUCGUCACGUUCCUUACCAUUUUCUAUCUAAUAUCAAUAUAUUGAAAAUUAAAUAA